CGAGAAACAUUCCUUCUGUCGUUGAUGGAAAAAAGAAAAGAGAAAGUUUCCAAGAUGGCGGCGCCGCGAUGCCUGCAAACAAUAGAAGCUCCGCCGGGGCAGAGCUAGCUGCUAGCCUGCUAGCCCGCUAACCCGCUACCCAGCACGGCCCAGCACGGCCAGGACGGGACAAGGGGAACCUCUGGAGAACAUUCACACCAAGAACGAUGCUUUAUUUAACCCGGGCUAGCCAGCGUUAGCCUGCUAGCUAACGUUAGCGUAGCGGCUAACAGCUAGCGUAGCGGCUAACAGCUAGCGUAGCGGCUAACAGCUAGCGGCUAACAGCUAGCAGGAGGCUGUAGGAGGGCCACGCCGUCACAGUGAGUGGAUAUAACUCGGGAGGAGCUCCGCUAGCAUAGAGGCUAGCACGUUAGCAUAGAGGCUAGCACGUUAGCAUAGAGGCUAGCACGUUAGCACAGAGCUAACGGAGCUAACAGAGCUAGCCGCUUUAACCCCCGGAGCAGAGGCUUCACAGUCGGGCUCCUGAUGCCCCCACGGAGGCUCCACCAGCGGCCCCACGCUCCAGGGAGCACGGCCUAGAGGCUCCCCGCCAACACGCGCCUCUACUGCGGCUUUUUGGGGUGUUUUGGGGGCUUUUUUUGGGGGUGUUUUCUUGGAGGAAUCCCGGAGCUCACAGUUCGUGUUUCUGCGGCUAAGCUAAGCUAGGCUAAGCUAGGCUAGGCUAGGCGCUGUUUACAUGCAGCAGAGGAGGCCGCGGGCCCUGAGGAGGGGAUGGCGGACUUCGUGGCUCCGCGGCACAGCGCCGUGAUGGAGAGGCUCCGCCGGAGGAUCGAGCUGUUCCGACGGCAUCACAACAGCUGCGAGAGCCGCUACGAGAGCGCAACGCUGGAGAGGCUGCAGGGAGACAGACUCUCCACAGGGAGCCUCCACCAGCGGUGUCUGCAGGCCAAGAGCAAGAGGCCGGGAGGAGGGGGGGGGGGGGCAGGGGCAGGGGGGGGAGGAGGUGGUGGAGGAGGUGGUGGGGGAGAGAGCGGAGAGACGACGGCGGAGAACAGGAACAACACGCUGAUAGCGCUGCAGGAGACGGUGAAGAGGAAGUUGGAGAGCGCCGGUUCUCCGAUGGGACGGGAUCAGGUCAACGGGUUCGGCGACGGCUUCCCCCCCAACAAGAAGGCCUGUCUGGACAACGGCACCGCCAACGGCUCCCCGCUGGACUCCAAGCUCGGCAUCAGCGACUCUCUGAGCUCCAACGGGACCCACGGGGCGGCCGGAGAGUCGACGGACGGCGGCGGCUGCAGGGAUUCGGGUUCGGACUUCCAUCGCAAGGAGAUGAAGCAGGAGCCCGACGACAUCCUGCCCAUCAUGCCGCCGUCGGGAGGAGGCAACAACAGCCUGUUCCCCGACCUCAACCUCAACGAGCAGGAGUGGACGGAGCUGAUGGAGGAGCUGAACUGCUCCGUGGCCUACGAGGACAUCCAGGACAUCCUCAACGACGGCUUCGAGGAGGACCGCAAAGACUCUCUGGUGCCGACUCCAGGUGGAGCCGGGCCAACAGGAGGUGGAGGAGGAGGAGGUGGAGGAGGGCAGUCGUCUCAGGGUCUGCUUCCUCCAGACCUGGUCAACGUGAAGACGGAGUUCUCCCCGUCCUCUGUGGCUUUCGAGCAAGACUCUCGCACCGGCUCCCCCCACGUCAGGUCCACCUCCUCCGGGCCUCCUCCUCACCCCACCAGCUCCCCCGUCGCUUCCUCCUCCGCCUCGUCCCCGGCUCUGCCCCCGUCCCAGCCGGCUCCUCCACCCAGGCAGCUCCAGCCUCCCCACCACCUUCUCCCUCCGGGUCCCCCUGUUCCCAAAGACCUGUCCCCGGCCCAGCAGCUCCAGCAGCUGGCCGCCCAGCAGCAGAGAGCCCAGCACCUCCACGGACAGAUGCAGCACAAACAGCCUCAGCCGGGGGCCAAGUUCCACAGCCAGGGGCCCCAUGCCCACCCCUCGCCUUGGCCCCAGAUGGCCAACACCUCCCAGAGCACACUAGGGGGCGCGUUUGGGAUGGACAAGCCCACGAGCCCGUCUCUGUACCCGCAGGACUUCAACCCCAACGCCCAGAAGCAGCUGCUGAUGCCCGGUCAGCCCAACAAGGGGCCUCCCAAGGCGGGGGCCGGCGGCUACAUGCCGGGGCCCACGGGACACCCCAACAUGAUGGGUCACCCGGCGUCGGGGCCGCCUCUCGGCCACCCGCCGACGCCGAGCGCACAGGCCACGGCCGCCAUGCUGAACUACAACAACACCAAACCUCUGUCGCACUUUGAGGCGGGGCCCGGACCGCGGGCCCCCAACACCCAGAGUCAGAACAAGGCGGCCCUGCUGACGCUGCUCCGACAGCAGCAUCAGAUCAAACAGAAGAGCAGCAUGAACUUCCGUCAGCACAUACCGCACACGCAGGACCCAAACUCCUACCCUGCUCCUCCACACGGCCCGGGCCCCGCCAACGCCAUGACGUCGGCGCCCGGAAACAACGCCAUGACGGCCCAGCCGGGGGCCAACGCCAUGGCGGGUAACCACGGCAACGCGGCGUACCUGAGCAGCCAGGCGGCGGUGGCGGCGGCGCUGAAACAGCAGCAGCAGCAGCAACAGCAGCAUCAACAGCAGAUCCUGGAGCAGCAGAAGCAGCAGUACAUGCAGAGACAGCAGCUGAUGGCUGAACAGGAGAAGCAGCGGCAGCAGGACCAGCAGCUGCAGAGACACCUGACCCGACCCCCCCCUCAGUACCAGGACCAGCCGGGGCAACCGGCCAAUCAGAACCCUUUCCCACAGCCGCCAGUCAACCAGUUUACAGCUUCUUCUCAGCCAAUGGGCAGCGUCGGCUCCAUGGGAGGCCCCGCCCCCGGCUCCCAGCGCAUGUUCCCCCAGAACCAAGGCAUGAUGGGUAUGAGCAUGGGUCAGGGCGGCGGGCCGGCGGGUGGCGUUGCUCCGCCCCCGUCGGGGAGUCAGGGUGACAUCGGUCUGUCGUCCUGCGGUGGCGGAGGGGCGGGGCCGGGCGUGGACGUGCAGCAGGUUCUCUACAACAACAUGAACCUUCCCCAGCCACCCGUCUCUCACCCGUCUCACCCCUCUCACCCGUCUCACACGCCCCAGCAGGCCGGCCUGCAGCGCCAGCAGCUGGGCGCCAUGAGCGCCUCCUACAGGCAGAGCCUCCUCGCUCAGCAGCACCUGAAGUCGCAGCCCAACGCCGCCAUGUUGAAGCAGCAGCAGCAGCUGGCCGCCGCCGCUGCCGCCCGCAUGCCGGGCUCCAUGCAGAACAGCAUGGCCGCCAACAUGGCUGCCGGCAUGCAGGGCGCCCAGAGCGCCGCCUGGCAGCAGCAGCUGGCCAACCAGCCGACCUCCGGACGGCGGCCUCCCCCCAACGCCUUCAACAACCCGCCCAACGCCUUCCACAUGCAGCAGCAGUCUCGCAUUCCCAAGAUGCCGCCGGGCAGCGCACCCUUUGGCACGAACCCCGGCGGGCGUCCGAUGGGAGGCCUGAACCCGGCGCAGCAGAUGAUGCAGACGAACAUGGCGGCCGCCCAGCAGAGGGCGCCGCCCAACCCUCAGAGCCUCGGCCAGCCGAUGGCGGCUCAGCAGCAGACUCAGCAGCAGCAGGCCAAUCAGAACCAGGCCGUCCUCCCCGACCUGGCGGCGUUCGGACAGCCGCAGGGCAACGGCCGCCAGGGGCUGCAGUGUAACCAAGGUUACCAGGUGAGCAGGACUGCCAGUCAGCAGCAGCAGCAGGUGUCGUUCGGGUACAACGUGGCGUCGGGGAGCUUCGCCGGAGAGAGCGAGCUGGUGGACUCGCUGCUGAAGGGUCAGAGCACCCAGGAGUGGAUGGCCGACCUGGACGAGCUGCUCGCCAGCCACCACUAGUCCCACGCACACGCCUGCACCCGAACCCUGCUGAGCCGAGACGCUGCACCCGGAUCACGAGCUCCCUGAGGACGCUGAGAAAAGACCCAGACGGGAGGUCGGCGCGUUAGCAUUAGCCACGCGGCUAACAGAGUCUGAGCUUAGAAACAUCUGGCCGGUAAAGAAAUGAAGGUUGUCGUGUUUCUGCAGACGCUGAUAUGAUGUGAAAUAAAAUUCUCAUUUUCAUCAGGCUAGAAUUAUAUCACAGACAUACGAACCAGCUGUCAGAUCCAUUUAAUGAAGAAACAUGAGGGAGUUUGGUUUUCCAGUUAAGCGAGGUUUAGAAUCCAACGUGUGACUCACUGGUAACAAAUGAAAACCAGAUGUGUUUCUUCCUCUGGUCUGAGGAGAUUUAUCCAGGCUUCAUUCAAAAAUCUAAGAAUUUAACGAUGAAUUGCUCUUUGCAGAAUUGCACACGUGGUGGAACGGAACCUUAAAGGCCUCUUCUGUUCUCCGGGUUCUUCUGCUAGAUUCAGAAUAUGAAGGUGAUCCACUGAACAGGAAGCUCAUCUGCUAAUCAGAGUAAAGGAGUUCAGAGGUUGUUCUGUUAAUGGGAUUUACAAUCAACCACCUGUUUAAUCCUCUUGAACUUUAUAUGUAAUUCUAUAUGAUAUAUUUUCAUUUGAGGAAAUGUUCAUAUAUACAAUAUCCAGGUUAACAAAGGAUUUUGUUUUGGUAAAUUGGAUCACUUUUAAAAAACAAUUUUAUAUA
This is a messenger RNA of Anoplopoma fimbria (sablefish), 4644 nucleotides long. RefSeq names its product mastermind-like transcriptional coactivator 1 (gene maml1). The record is from RefSeq and is a predicted model, not a curated record. Gene Ontology annotation, cellular component: nuclear speck; nucleoplasm. Gene Ontology annotation, biological process: Notch signaling pathway; positive regulation of transcription of Notch receptor target. Gene Ontology annotation, molecular function: transcription coactivator activity. Lineage: Eukaryota; Metazoa; Chordata; Actinopteri; Perciformes; Anoplopomatidae.